Aegilops tauschii subsp. strangulata is the source of this 1220-nucleotide messenger RNA. Its product is annotated as late embryogenesis abundant protein D-34-like. NCBI's taxonomy places the organism in Eukaryota, Viridiplantae, Streptophyta, Magnoliopsida, Poales, Poaceae. The record is from RefSeq and is a predicted model, not a curated record.
CACGCAUGAUCCAUCCAUGUCGAUCGCAAGAUUCAGCUGUACUACUCACCUAGCCACCCUACACACGCUCGGAGCAACGCGGCAGAUAACCAGACGCCUUCUCGCCAAGAUGAGCCAGGGGCAGCAGAGGAGGCCGUCGUCCGAUCAAGCCCAGGCGGGCGGCGGCGGGCAGGGCCAGGGACAGGGAGGAGGCGCCGUCCGCUACGGCGACGUGUUCCCGGCCGUGACCGGCGGCCUCGCGGAGAAGCCCGUGGCGCCGCAGGACGCGGCCACGAUGCAGUCGGCCGAGAACCUCGUGUUCGGGGAGACGAUCAAGGGCGGGCCGGCGGCAGCCAUGCAGUCCGCGGCCAUGCGCAACGAGCGCAUGGGCGUCGUCGGCCACGACCAGGCCACGGACGCCACCACCGAGCAGGGCGUCUCCGUGUCCGAGACCCGCAUCCCCGGCGGGCGCAUCGUCACCGAGUUCGUCGCCGGGCAGGCCGUCGGCCAGUACCUCGCGCCGGAUGAUGCCGCCGAUGCAGGCGGAGCCGGUGGCGACGACACGAAGAUAACGAUCGGCGAGGCGCUGGAGGCGGCAGGUUACGCGGCAGGAGGCAGGCCGGUGGAGCGCAGCGACGCGGCGGCCAUCCAGGCGGCCGAAGUGCGAGCCACCGGGCUGGACGUCAAUAUCCCCGGGGGCCUGGCCGCGCAGGCGCAGUCGGCCGCCGACGCCAACGCCUGGGCCGCGCGCGACGAUGAGAAGGCCAAGCUCGGCGACGUGCUCUCGAAUGCGACGGCAAAGCUGGUCGCGGACAAGGAGGUGGAGGCCGACGACGCGGCGAGGGUGGCCUCGGCGGAGACCCGAAACAAGGACGACAAGACGGUGAGGCCGGGAGGGAUAGCAGCGUCCGUGGCUGCGGCGGCGCGGCUCAACAAGCAGGGCGCAUAGGCAGGCCUCUGCCUUGCGCGUACGUACGCGGCGUGUGCCAGUGGUUUGCGGGUGCAGGCCGCCGGCUGCUUGAGUUUAGCGUGCCCUUUUGCUUGAAGCGUCACUCUCCUUCGUACCAGCGUCUAGUUCUCGUACUUCUAGCUUUACCCGCGUCUUAGUUUCCGUAGUUCUAGUGCUUUUAGCUUAGUUGAAGUGUUCUUGUGCUUCUAGCUUGGUUGAAGUCGAGUCUUAAAACUUUUUGUAAAAAUGUAUAAUUCCACUGCUAUCUCAAGUCUUAAACUUCUUGUAAAAA